AACUGGUCGUCGUAUAUUUGUUAUUUGUAAUUUUUUUUUUUAUGUUUACUAUUAUUAUUUUAUUUUAUAAUUCAUCGUCGGGCCACUUAUGUACAUGUGGUGGGGAGUGAAGGAAAAAAGUAAAAUAAAAAUCCCUAACCCGAUUCUGUGCAUGCGCACAUGACUCCACAAAACCUCGUGUGUGCAUGACGCGGCGGACCCGCGGAAGUGCAGUUAUGCCGUACCCGCCGAACCGUCCGGGACGCGACGCCUUUCGACCAAACGUUUCGUCGGGAAAACGCUAUACCUACCGAGAAUGCGUCUCGAUCAUGGUACGAAAAUAUCAUUUUUCUCGUUUCUAAAUAUAGUCGUAAUAGCCAUUACGAUUUGUUGAGUUAUUUUGAAGACGAUCGACGGUAACUUAAAGUGAAAAUCGAAGUUUGUAUUCAAUAAUAUAAAAUCACUUAUUGACACACAAGCAUGAUAGUCCCGACGGCCGCCUUUCGGAAUAAAAUACUCUUCAUUCCGGCUAACUGAAGUACUCUUCUCUAUUGUUGUCGUGUCUUAUUCACCAUUCCAAUAGUAAUAUUAGAGCAGCAAUAUGCCGCCACCAUCAUUUCGGACAAUAAACUAAAGACUGUAUUCGAUUUACGAUGCCAGUCGUCUAAUGGCAACUCCAGCUCAUUCGCCUGAAUCAGACAAUGUUUACGAAAAAGCAUACUCGUUGGUGGUCGAAAUCAAUAGCCAAGUGGCUCAGUUUCGGGAACUACUGGUGCACAUCGGUACAGCUAGAGAUUCUCCGGAAACAAGGGAAAAGAUCCGAAAGUUGCGAAGAGGAUGCGUGGAUACAUGCAAACACACAAGUCAAUUACUCAUACCUCAGAUGAGAGGGUCAAAUUUAGAAUCAUCGCUGUUGGAUCACCCCGAGUUGGCCCUGCUGUUCUACCUGUGCCAGAUGAUGUUGCGAGAACUCGGAAAAUGUAGUCGUCUUGUGCAGCUUAUACCGAUGGACAUGACAGGAUAUUUUGAAAACCGUGCCGGGCCGUCAAACAUCGGCAACGUCAUUAGUCAAAUACUUUUGUGCAAGCAAAUCCAACCGGACUUCAAUCAAGAAGAAAUCUGUAGCAUAGCCAAAGACAGUCAAGACCUGGCCAGGCUCAUCCAAGACAUGCAAGAAUUCCUUCCACAACAAGACACCGCAGCUGAAAAAAAUGCAGCGUUAGAACCAGAAAACAGCAAAUGGAAACGAAAAGGAAGAAGAAAUUCGAUAUACACCAAUGUCAGCUCAUGUUGUUGUUUUUGUAGGCCAACUUACCUUUGAUGUUUUAUAUUCGUUGUAUUAGAGAGCACACAAAUAUUAUUUUUCCAAGCUCAAAAUAAAAACACCGUCUCUAUUACACGAGUCCAACAUUGUAUCACAUACCCCAAUAUAUUAAUGACCAACCUAUGUUCGUUGUUUGAAACAUCUGUUUAAUUUUGUUUGUAUAAUAAAAAAUAUAAUAUAGUUUAGUGUGCUUGAUAACCGAUCGAUGACAAAUAAUUUAAUUCGUAUGCGUUCAAUCUUACUUGAUUAUAUUUAAUUUAUAAAUAUUCACGUUAAGUCAAUGAUGUAUAAUAACCAAUACCCAAAUUAAAUAUUUAAAACUUGAGAGUACGGGGACUAAAUACAGCGAGUUUCCUUAUUCAUUGUUUAUAUAUGUAUGUAUAUAAACUUUAAAUGAAUUAUAAAAGACUAGACCAAAAAGUAUAUAGAACUUAAAAAUGUAAUCUCAAUAUUUUUCAUUAUUGUAAUUCAAAAUGGGAUGGUAGGUAUAUGUAAUAUGUCUGGUGUGUGUUCGUGUUUAUUAUGCACCCAUGUGCGUUUGUGAGAAAAAGUGAAAAUUGAUUAAUUUCCUGAAUAGUUUUAAGUAUCACUGCAAAACUUUCUUUGUUUUAACUUUAAUAUAAGUAGGAAAUAAAUAUAAAAACAAUUCCAGAAAACAUAAUAUAAUAUAAUAAACAAUGUUGAUGCAGUGGGAUCUCGAUAACUCUCAAGUCCCGUGGGUGUGAGAUAAUUCUAUUUAUCAAAAAUUGAAUACAAUAUAUAAUGCAUGAUGUAUUUUUUUUAAACCAAACAUGACAACAAAUUACUAGGUAUAAGCUGUUUAGUAUGAAAAAUAAAUAAAUGUAGGAAUAAAUCACUGUAGCUUUUAUUAUUUUCUAUUUUUUUUUUAUUUAUUUUUUUUUAAGUGAUUUAUGCUAAGCUUUUUUUGAUUUUUGUAAUAAUUCUAUUUUAAAACGAAUAUAAAAAACAGUGAAAUAUUUUGCUAACCACAUUUUCAACAUACUCUUGGUGUGGUCUAAAAGUAGGUAUGUUUAAUAUGCUUGCUUCGUUAAAAUUUACCAAUUAUGAUUUUGAGUUCAACCAUCAGUUUUUUUCGUCAAGCAGUCAUUAGCUUAGAAAAUAUGAUUUAAACCACAACGAUAGGUACUCUGAUCAGUAAUCAGAUAUUAUACUAUUGUGAUGGUUAAAUGGUUUUCUAGCAUCUGUUCCGUUGUGUAAAGAAAAAACUAAUAGCUACUUUUUGUAGGAACUUUGGGUAAUGCUCAAUAUACCUAAUUCUAUCGGCCAUUACGCACGAGUGAUACACUAUUUUAUGGACGUAAGAGAUAAAUUUGAAUUUUUUGUUGUUGUUUGUUUGAUUAUAUUAUACGCUAUUAAGAGUUCGACGGUCAUUUGAGAAGUUUAUGUUUGGCUCGUACAACCAAAUGUCUGAGAUUUGAUUAAACGUCUUAGGUCUUGCCGACUGGCCAAUCGUAAAAGGGAUUAAUUAUUUGGUACGCUACGCAUAUAUUUACUUCUAAUAAUUAUAAAGAGUGACGCGGUUUCUUGGCCCUGUUUACCAAACCUCUACCACUCCCCUCUCACCGAACAACUAGCUCCUUUCAAUGUCGGUGUUUUGUCUGACAAGCACUCAUAAAAUAAACCCCCGUUUCAUCUAAACACCGGAAAUGUUUUCAAGUAUACCCACACUCAAAUAAACUAAAUAGUGUAAUAAGAGUAGAUACCUACUCGCAAACGGUACUUAUUAUAAUAUGUAGAACGUGUGUUACUUUACUGAGCGACGUCAAUAAAUAUUUUUAUUUAGUUUCCUAUUUCUAUACGGACAUGGUCAGAUUCACGUUAUUCGAUAUAUUAUGUGGUUAAUGUUCAGCAAUUUGGUUUUAUUAUUGUUUAGCAGGGACGUGCAAUAAAAAAGUACUAUCGCUAAACGACGGGUGGGUUGAUGUUGCGAAUCGCCCAAAGAAUUGCAAAUCGAUAGUUGUAUCAUAACAAUAAUUUGUAACUUUAAGAAUAAAACCUACUGUGAUGAUCAUUCGCCCACUAUAAUGGUUCAUUGCCAAAAAAAAAAUUGCCUAUCUGUUUACUUCCGCAUUGACUAAUCGCCAGCUACACAUAAUACGACGCUUCUGAGAGGAUAUUUUUCUUUUUCGUCAACUAUUAUCGAGAUUCCACCGUAUGCUGACUAGGUAUCUGGUAUUUGGUUCAAUUCUAAUAAUAUUAAGACAUCACAACUACUCAAACUCAAACUCGUUAGUCGUUGCAUCUCAGGACUUUCAAAGUGAAUAAAAAAAGUUCAAAACAGAAAUAAAUCUAAACAAAGACGAGUAUUUACGACGCAGUACAGCGGCUGUAGGAUACCUAGAUGGUACUGGUUUGGGGUUAUUCAGCACUAUAUUUUUAUUAAAUUGUAAAUUUGCAUAAAAUAUUCCACACAGUAAAUACCGUUUUACGUUUUUCUUCGCGUCAUGCAUUUUCCCAGUAUACAAUACUUCUUGUACCUGCAAUUUGUAUUCCUUUGCAUUUGUAUUAACCGUUACCAUUAAUAUAUAUAUUUAACAAUAUAUUCGUGUCAAUUUUUUCCUUUAUAUUAUAAAAUAUAUAAUAUGUAUUAUUGUGUCAG
This is a messenger RNA of Myzus persicae (green peach aphid), 3923 nucleotides long. RefSeq lists its product as uncharacterized. Gene Ontology annotation, biological process: vesicle-mediated transport; G protein-coupled receptor signaling pathway. NCBI's taxonomy places the organism in Eukaryota, Metazoa, Arthropoda, Insecta, Hemiptera, Aphididae. The transcript has 6 exons. Gene Ontology annotation, cellular component: membrane; neuron projection. Bases 647 to 1300 code for a protein of 217 amino acids. The record is from RefSeq and is a predicted model, not a curated record.